This is a messenger RNA of Nothobranchius furzeri (turquoise killifish), 5796 nucleotides long. Its product is annotated as zinc finger protein OZF. NCBI's taxonomy places the organism in Eukaryota, Metazoa, Chordata, Actinopteri, Cyprinodontiformes, Nothobranchiidae. Gene Ontology annotation, cellular component: nucleus. Gene Ontology annotation, molecular function: RNA polymerase II cis-regulatory region sequence-specific DNA binding; DNA-binding transcription factor activity, RNA polymerase II-specific. Gene Ontology annotation, biological process: regulation of transcription by RNA polymerase II. The record is from RefSeq and is a predicted model, not a curated record.
CAACAGCAAACUGAACUGGUCCAACAACACAGAUGCUCUAUAAAAAGGGCCAAAGCCGCCUUUACCUCCUAAGGAGGCUGAGGUCCUUUGGAGUUAAUUCCCACCUGCUAAAAUCCUAUUAUCACUCUGUGGUUGGCUUUGUUGUCCACUCUGCUGUGGUCUGUUGGGGUGCAGGCAGCUUUGAUCAAGACAGGAAGAGACUGAACAAGCUGGUUAACAAAGCUAGCUUGGUUCUGAGCUGCCCACUGGAUUCAGUUAAGGAGACGUGUGAAAGGAGGAUGCUGGGGAAGAUGACCACCAUCUUUUAAAAAAAUCCUCCCACCCACUGCAUUCCACUGUGGAGACCAUGGAAAGCUCCUUCAGAGGCAGACUGAGACAUCCCAGAUGUAAAACAGUAGCCUGGCCUGCCAGACUCGUCCUCUGUUUAAUUCUGCACAGAAAAAGAAUACGGUAACUCACAGGCAGAGAGGCACUUGAGGGGCGGGACCAGGCAGCUCAAAAAUAACCACUCAGAAAAAAGACGGAAAUGCCGACUGUACCGCGCAACGCUGUCGUUUUUUUAGCUGUAGUAAACAAAAUGCGUCUGGCAAUGGCGCAAACAUCUUUUUUUUAUUUAAAGAAAUGCUUUUAGCACUUCUACUUGUUGUGGUUUUAAAGACAUUCAAGUCAUUCAGAAAAGAGGAAAGAGCCGCAGUGAACGCCGCCGCUGUCUUCGUUGUUUAUGAGAAACUGAGCUUCAUUGUGUGUGACAUCCGCAACGCUGUAGUUUCUUAGCUGUGGUCAAAAAUAGCGUCAGGCGACAGCGCAAACAUCUUUCUUUAGAAGAAAGGCUUGUAGCACUUCUACUUGUUGUUGUUUUUAAGACACGUCCAAGUCAUUUAGACUAGACGCAGGGGCGGGCAAUCCUGGUCCACGAGGGCCACUAUCCCACAUGUUUUACUGUUUUUCCUGUUUCAACACACCUGAUUUCAAUCAGCAGGAGAUUAGCUGGCUUCUGCAGAGCUUGAUGAGCUGCUGAAUCAACUGUGUUGGAACUGGGAACAAACAAAAAGAAGCAGGAUACCGGCCCUCGAGGACUGGAGUUACCCACCCCUGGACUAGAGGAAAGAGCCGCAGCUAACUCAGCUUCAUUCGCCAUGGUUGACAAACUCAGAGUUAUGGUGUGUGACGUACGCUACUCAGCACUGAUUGGCUCGGUUAGAACUCUCAGGGGGUGGGGUUAUUUGAAUAGGAGAGUUCCCAGACCCUUUCUCUGUGCAGAAUUAAACAGAGGAUGAGUCUGGCAAGCCAGGCUAGUAAAACCGAACACAACCGUAGGUCAUUUGUCCCCUCUGCAGUAAGAGUGUAGAACUCCUCAGUUUAACUGGUACUGGCAUUAUCCUGUUACAUAAUAACACCAAUGCUAUAUUCAUUAUGUGUUCAAUACCCAUUCAAUACCAGAUUUGCAUUGUAUGUACGUGUCUCUUGCACUAUGCUGCAUAGUGUUGGAACCCAAGUUUUUUCCUUUUUUUAUUUGUGGUUUUUAGUGGACAAAGGUCCCAAUUCUAGACUACUGCCCAUGUAUUAAUACACAUACCUUUGUUAAUUUUUUUCUUCAAAUUAUUCUCUUAAGUGUUGAUGCUGCUGUAACAAGCUAAUCCCCCCAUCGCGGGAUCAAGAAAGUCUAUUCUAUUCUAAAGCUUCCAGAAACUUCUCUCAGACCACUUGUGUUCUCUGUCCAAAAUGCAAACGUCUUUGGUGUAAAGCUAACUAUGAGUCUGCUGCUGUUGAAAAUGAGAUUGAGUCUCAAUCGACUCGUCUGGUUUAAGAAAGAUUAAACAAAAUAAGGUCAACUGUUGUGUUAGAAUAGUGUAUUACUUAAGUAUGUUGAAUAUUUUUAGCAUAGCUAUAUAAUAAUUAUAGUAUUAUAUUCAAUUGAUUACAUGUAGAAAAUGCAUUAUUCGUUUUUUCUUUAGCUUAUCAGAGCUCAUAGAGUCCUGCAGGUGGCGGUAGUGAACCUUUACGCUGGUCACCGACCACUGGAAAAAGCAGAAACCGGAAGCUGCUAGCAAAGCUAGCUUGUUGUUGUUUUGGUGUGUGAGGAGAAUAUUUGAGGCUCUGCAGUUAAAAUGCCUUCAGGUCAGUCUCUGGGAGAGUUGAUCAGCUAAAGCGACUAACUGCUGCAGAAAUCUUCUCACCAGGCUGUGGAAACGUUCUCCUCCUCCUCAACAACUUGGUGGAGUUCCUUCCAGAACCAGAGAAGAUAUUCUGCGGUCUUCGUGACAAUCGGAGCUCCAGAAUCAGGUUGUGGGUCAGAAAAGCUUUUCUCUAGACGUCCUGCCCUCUGGAUCUGCUGCUGUUCCUUUGGCCUCUCAGAGAAACGCGCUCGUUUUGCUGCUUUCAUCAGAUUGAAGAGGUCCCCUCUAUCAGACUCGCUCAUCUGAGUUGGUCGUGAUGCAGGAUCGCUGCUCGCUCUCUGAUCCAUCCUGCUCACACUCUCCGACGGAAAAGCCCCGAAUCUGAAUGUGACUCUGGAGAAAAAAUCGGUUAGCUCUUCUCCGUGAACUCUGGUGACCAAAGGUCCUCUUUUCCAGACUGGAUCCGUCCUUUAAAUGUCUCUUUAAUAUCCGCGUUGUUCUGAAGCAGCAUCAAUCAGCUCUCCUGCUUUGUUUCUAUUGCAGCUGUUAGCUAAACACGGCUAAAGUAAACCUGCUACCACUUCAUCCGUCAGCUGGGACCUGGGACUGAUUCAUCGUGUGUUCUUCACCACCUGGACCUGGACAGCAUGGACACAGUCUGCUGCAGCAGCUCGGUCCGAACCUCUCUAGUUCUUUCUUCACAGAGGAGAGAAGCUCCAGACCUUUUGAACUAUUGAACUAACUUUAAUUUUAAGAUGGCAGGACUUCAAGACGAGGAGGCAAUGUUCAACAGAUGGUGCAGGUUAAAGAAGAUCCUGAAGAACAGAGUGCUGGUGUGGACCAGCAGGACCCAGAACACCUCCACAUAAAGGAAGAAAAGGAGGAAAUUUUGACCAGUCUUAAGGAAGAGCAUCUCCAUUUGAAGGAGGAGACUGAUUCUGCUAGGUUUCAAUUCAGUGCUGUUUCUAUAAAGAGUGAGGAUGAUGAAGAGAAACGUCUGUUUUCACAGCUUCAUCAGCAGCAAAUAGAAGACAGAGAUGUUCCAACCAGCAGCUCAUCUGACCAGAUGACAGCAGAAACUGGUGGAGGAGCAGGAACUAGCAAGAACCCAGAUCCGAACCCUCAUGAACAGACAUCUGAUUCUUCAGAGACUGAAGUUAGUGGAGAUGAUGAUAUGAAUCUGGACUCUGGGUCUGAAACUGGAGACGAAGACCAUGACUGGAAUGAGAAAAUGUCUUCUGGGUCAGAUGUUAAGACUGUCAUCAUAUUCUUUAGCUGUUUUGAGUGCGGUGAAGGAUUUCAUGACAAGCAGUCUCUCCAGAAACAUGUGAGAGUGACCAAUCAUUCAGCAAUAAGGUCUUCCAGCUCUUUGGUUAAUAAGAAAUCGGUUAGACUUAAGCAACCUGUAGACUCAAAUAGGAAUGUCCAGAAAGAACUAACGUCAUUUAGUUGUGGUGACUGUGGAAAAAUAUUUAGGAGAAAAUCAAAUUUUAACACACACCAGAAAAUCCACACAGGACAGAGACCUUUUGCCUGUGAGCUCUGUGGAAAAAGAUUUAUCCAAAAGUCAGGUUUAAACAGACAUCAGACAGUCCACACAGGAGAGAAACAAUUUGCUUGCGAGCUCUGUGGAAAUCGAUUUACCUUUAAGUCAACAUUAAACGAUCACAUGAGAAUCCACACAGGACAUAAACCUUUUGCCUGUGAGCUCUGUGGAAAAAGAUUUACCCAAAAGUCUGGUUUAAACACUCACAUGAAAGUCCACACAGGAGAGAAACAGUUUGCCUGUGAGCUCUGUGGACAAAGAUAUAAACAUAAGUCAGGUUUAAACGAUCACAUGAGAAUCCACACAGGACAUAAACCUUUUGCCUGUGAGUACUGUGGACAAAGAUUUACCCAAAAGUUAGGUUUAAACUGUCACAUGAGAGUCCACACAGGACAUAAACCUUAUGUCUGUGGGCUCUGUGGACAAAGAUUUACCCAAAAGUCAGGUUUAAACACUCACAUGAGAGUCCACACAGGAGACAAACAGUUUGCAUGUAAGCUCUGUGGACAAAGAUUUAAACGCAAGUGUUACAACUGUUGCUGUUCGUCCCAGAAAACUGACUCUGCAGAGGACAAUCAGUAGCCUAGUGAACUAGACCAAAUUCUUGCUUUGCCUCCUCCUCCUACCUGUACAGCUGCACUCACUUGGGCUGAUCAACUCCUGAGCAACAUAAAAAGGAGAGCUGCCAGGAGGAAGGGAGAGACUGGAUCUGUCCCAGUUAUCUUGUGGGCUCCAUUUAUUUGUGUUGUAAUGGCUUUUAAAUGGGUUUUAGUUUCAGAUGAGGGACCUGAGUGCUGGCUUCCUCUUAUCUCCCAAACUUGUGUAUAGUCAGUGGACUUUGUGUGUGAAUGUUUGGGAGCAUUCGGAUGCCUGUUUUAAACAUAAACCCAUGGCCAUUUUAACAAUGUGUUUGAAGUACUUCUAGAUUUGGAGCUUUUUGUCUUUUAAAAUUCUAAAAUAAAAUCAUUGUUUACAAUUUUAACACCUGAAACACAUGCCUCUGCCCUGUCCUCCUUUUCCAACAAUAGAGGAUGUGUAACAAUGGGGGCUCGUCCGGGAUCUUCAACCAUCCCAUGAAGGACUUUUAAUGGCAUGUGCUUUUUGCAAAUAGGUUUUAUUUAAAGGAUUUUAAGAUGUGUGGCCAGCUGUGUCCUCUCAGGUGUUGUUUGUGAGUCCUAUUUGUUUUGUUCUGUUGUGCUUGUGAAAUUUUAAAGUGAACAGAGUGAAUUCCCUAUAGGCUGUAGGAGCGCACCCUCUUUAGGAUGCAUUCUGGUUUUUGUUUUUCUAGUGUUGGGGUUAUGGAGGUUAGCGUUGGUGGAAAUCCUACCAUCUCUGGAGCACCCCAGGGAUUUGGAGAGAUGGGCUCUCCUUUCCGCUGGUCCAUUUGUGCUUAAUCGACCCACCUCUACGCCCCAUGGAGUCUAGGGUGGAGAUCAGCAGGGACUCCUCUAAUUAGCUAGAGGGAAUUCUUGUUGGACCAAAGACUUGGGAGUGUUUGUGAUAAAAGCCGUGGAGGGAAAACAGUGUUUCCCUUACAUAGGCGUAGCCGUGGCGGCCCGCCACGGCUGAAAUCCCAGCGCCAUGCCUACAAGAUCCCAAGUUUUAUUGAUUUUUUAUUUUUAUUUUUUUGCGCCGUUUCCUGAAGAAGCAGCGGGAACUACUCUGUUGUUGCUUGUGAUCACAGGCAGCAAGGAGGAGGAGGCAGGGCAGGGUGGUUACAGCUAGGGAUAAAGCAUUUUUGACGAAUACGAGCAUGAAAUGAGUAAAACUCGUAAAUAUCUGUAAUCGUGCUGAAGGAAAAUCCUUAUUGGCUGUGACUGUCUUCACGCUCGGUGAUUGGCCACUCACGUAGAGCGCCCGCCCCUCCCUGCACACAAAACUCUGCAGCCGGGAGCUCAGUCCGUCCGACCCCGGUCCGACUCUCUGUGCUUGCUUCACUGUCGCUCACGUUUCUUUAGAACUCCCUAGGUUUUCUUCAGUUCGCCUCUUUUUCAGUUCAGUAUUUAAAGUUACUUAUUUCGUAAUGUACGUGGUGCAUUUGACAAGACAGAGCUGAAAACGGCUCGUGCAUGCUCUCUCUCUCUCUCUCUCUCUCUCUCUCUCUCUCUCUCACUCACACACUCACACACACAC